Doryrhamphus excisus (bluestripe pipefish) is the source of this 5390-nucleotide messenger RNA. The record is from RefSeq and is a predicted model, not a curated record. NCBI's taxonomy places the organism in Eukaryota, Metazoa, Chordata, Actinopteri, Syngnathiformes, Syngnathidae.
CUUCUCAAUUAGGCGUUGGACACAAGCUAGGUACUGGUGAAUUAACAGGAACAUAACAUUCACAAGGUAAUUAGUAUGUACUGUGUGAGUACUGGACUUAGGGUUAGGGCUUUUGUUAUUGGAAACGGUUUGGGUGACACUCUUAUUUUGUUAGCACAAUAAAACGGAAGUGCUCUUGUAUUGAAGGGCGGAAGUGUGUUGUGUGUCGACAACGAGUGAUGAUGGCUUCAAAGCUUGUGCUGAAUGUCCUCUGAGCCCUAAAUUAUCCUAAAAUACCUUCAAUAAAUCAGACGUGUGACAUGUUGGCUGAUUUGAAUCAAGAGGUUUACUCCUAGGAUCCCGAAGUCCUCUUCAGGCAUGGACAACAGUCCGGACUUGACCAUGAAGCACCUGAGGAGGCGUCUGAACCAGCUGGGCUACACGCAGCACCUCGGAGUUGACUCCGUGCCACUGGUUGCUAAAGUGUUCAGCGAUCUGGUGCACACCACUGUUAGCCUGCGCAACGCUAAGCUGUCUGCGGGCAGGACGGACAGAGACCUUGGUGAUGGACAACUGGAGACAUCCGGCAGGACUCUUAAUCCUCGUGUGUCCAAGGCAUUGGACCGUGGAGACCACAUCAGCCCAGGUGUUGCUGUGAGACAUGAGAGCACACAGACUGAUGAAGACUUUCCUCCUCCUCCUCGUCCUGCAUCAAGGCAGCUGGAUGACGGGGAGCAAGAUGGCGAGGCGAACAGGAGGGUCUUCCAGACGCCGCAGGAAGUCAGCGACGACAUGUCAACACGGCGAGUCACUCAACUGGAGGCGCACACGGUUGCCAUGGAGAUGCAGAUGAAGGAGCUGCAGGAGAGCAAGUGGGUGCGGGAUCAGGAGGUGAAGGUGCUGCGGGACAAAAUGGCCGCCCUGAUGUCACAGGCGCAGAAAGCGCUUCGAAAGCUGUCACGCAAGGACGCCAUCGUGUGCCGGCUGCGGCGGGUCAACCGGCACGUGAGGGACAUGGCAUGGAGGAAGCUGUCUGCUUCCAAAGACGUUGUUCUGCGGCAACAGGAAGUCAUCAAAGACUUGGAGGAUAACCUCACUAUAAUAAAAGAUGGGGUGUCUGAGAAGGAGGGUCCUCUCAGGGAGCAGUUGGAGGAGGUGAGAGGACAGAACGACAGACUUGAGGAAUUGGUGAAGUUGCUGGAGGACAAAGUGGCCAAGAUGAUGGGGACAGACAGAGACUUGAUUCUGGAGUUGGAGGCCAUGCGUGCCAAACAUGGCAUCUGUGGAAGAGUGAACGGCGUGAUAAAGCGUCAGGAAGAGGUAGAAUAUUCCAGAAAAGUCAAAGAGAGGAGUCGCACCUCCAGUCCCAUUCAGGGCAGGAAGGUAAAGUUUGUCCUAGCGGCCACUUUCCAUACAGAGAGUAGCAGAUGGAUGUAAAUAUCUAAUUAUGAACGUGCAAAUGACAGCAUCAAUAAUCAUGUUGUAUGAUCAUUAGCAUAUUUGUUGCAUUGUUUGUACUUUACGGAUGCAGGAUCAUGACCAUACAGUCUUAACUUUGCUGUGUUCUCAGCCGCAUCGUCUCGUGGUGAAUGACACACGGCAUGUGUUACAUUAUGGGAUGGCGGCGAAGGAAGCUUCACCACAUUUGCAAAGUUGAUUCAAAUACAAAGGAAAAGGAAAGCAUGUCUAAAUUGUCAUCAGGAAAUAAUACCAUAAAAACCUGUUAAAAGUACUAACUUACUACUGACUUACUAGUCACUUACUACUAUAACAGGAGUCGCAACCAAAGCAAACAGUAGUUUUCCUUUUAUAAUUACCUUUAGCGGGUAUAAUUACCUUCAGCGCAGGGGUCUCAAACUCGCGGCCCGCGGGCCAAAUGCGGCCCGCGAGACGCUAGUUUGAGGCCCCCACCUUGAUACCAAAAUUUAAUGUUGAAAUGACAGCUUAAAGCUGUGUGCACACCGGACACAAUUAACAUGAUUUUGCCCCGCCCAUACUGUUACCCUACCCUGUUACCCCGCCCUGUUUUGCUUUGGAUUAGCAAUGAAGCUAAAGGCUUAUGACGCUGGGUACAAAUAAAUGCAGGAAAUGAUUUGGAAUAAAAACGGAAAAUACACGUCAAGAUAAAGCAUCUCAUCAAACAUGUUGUUAAAGUUACCACGCUGCUCCCAGAUGGAACUGAGUGCUAACGAUGCUAACUUGCUAAUUGGGUCAAAUGAUUAAGUUUCAUUAAUGUUCACGUUAAAGGUUAAAUAACUGUUAAUGCUGUACAUUUCAAUCUGAAAAAAAUAAUUUCUCUACCAACUGUAUGUGGUUUCUUACGUUUUUCUUAUGUGCUGUUUUAUUAUUGUUUUACUUAUUUAUUACUGAUUGAUUGAUUUAUUGUCUUUAUUCUUAAUUUGUUUAUUUUUUUUAUUUAUUUUGUGUAUAGAAAAAUAAAAAUGAAGAUAUUUGAGAACAGUGGAAUGUUUUAUCAGAUAUUUUGGUGUGGAAAACCGGAACCAAAGUACUGAAAAAGUGUAGGGUAUAGCAGAAGUAAAAGCAUUGAAGAUAGUUUUUUUUAUUGAUUUUUUUAAUAAAUGCGUUUUGUUUUUUUUGUUUUUUUUUUGAAAACCUGAUGCGGCCCGGCUUCACCCAGAACCUAGCUCCAGUGGCCCCCAGGUAAAUUGAGUUUGAGACCCCUGCUUUAGCGGGUACAAUUGCCUGUUGCAGAAAUUGUGAACUGCAGCGGGUAUUACCUGUUGUUAUUACCAUAACCAGUGUUAUGACCCAAUGAAGGAGAUGUCUUUCCAUCCAUGAGGUUGUGAUGGAGGUUCAUGAGCAGGUCAGUGUGUCUUCAGAUAACUUUUGAAUUGUAACAGAAAUAAAAAAUAAAUAAAUAAAUAAAACUUUACUUGGUGGACACUUUAUGCUAUCUUGCGGACAAGGUUGGUACUGCACCGACCCGAGAUGGCUCGAACUUGGGUUCGGAACACGCUCCAAACUUUCCUCCAAGCCAUACUGUAUUUACUCGGAGGAACAUACUCCUGCAGCUUGUCUCACCGGAGACACCUUGCGGUCACAGGUGAUAUUGCACCAAAAAUGGUCUAAACGUGUUCCUACGUGAGCUCUCCCUGCAGGACGGUUUUAUCUAGUGCCGCUUUGGACCUCUUCAAUUUAAAGUACAGGUCUAGUGUAUAUAUGGGCUAUUCCUACUGUAUUGGUGUCGUGAAUAUACAUUCAUAAUAUUUUUAGUGAUUAAAAAUAUAUAAUUCAAUUUGUGAUUUUUUUUUACCACACAGAUGAAAAUGGAGGGGAACUAAUGGGUGUGAAGGUGAUUAUUCAUUAUAUUAUUUUAGUUUAUUAUACUCAUCUCAUAGUUUGGCUUGUUACACCCACAUGUCCGGAUAUAGACCACACAUCAGACUGAUUACUUUUAUUAUAAACCGUUUACUGGUUUAGUUACACACAGAUAUGGAACAAAGAGUGUCCCCAUGAGUUACGGGAUGGGGGGGGGGGGUAUCUCUUGCAGUUUGUUUACAGGUCAGGAGGUCACCAGCGGCAUCCACCUACAGGAGGAUUUGGGGGCCCUUCUGGGUCUGGACAACAUCUACCGCUGACCAGGGCGGUGGCAACUUCUUAUUGGCCAGCCGAUGCGUAAAAACGCAUCCCGGGCAGGGAGAGAAGGGGCUUUUUGCAGCUGCGCUGUUCUAAGACCCGCUUAAAUGUAGGCCGACAGGGACGUCUGUAUUAGGAUUGCGGUGUCAGGAAUACAUUUUGGGAAUAUUCUAUCUUGGUUUGUGUAUUGAUCUCUCCCACCCUCCACUCGACACCCACCAGGAAGUCACCUCGAAGUACAGGGAGGCUGUGAGUUUCCUUCAGGUGGUACCUUCAAAAUCACCUUGACCUUGACCUUAGCACAGCAUGCAUCUUCAGGUGGAAGACGUGUGUAUUACGACUAACUCAUGUAGUAAACGACUGAUGAAGUUGGAGUUAAAGACUCCGCUGAUGAGCGGCCGUUACUGACAUCGUCAUAUGGAAUGAUAAUAAAUCUAUUAAUGGAACGAUAAAACGAGGUUUAUCAUUUUGCCGACUUCAUCUCGUCGUACCACAAAGGUUGGUUGACAAGGGGGUUCACUCUGCAUGUGUCUGAAAAUAAUCGAUAUUGAUCGAUACAUUGAUGUGCAGUGCAAGUACAUCACCUCAUUCAAUGGGUACGGAUGCAAUUGACGGGUGAAAUCUAGAUUCAUCGCGACGCGUUUGUGGGCAUCGGUAAAAUCCGAUGAAAGCACCAUUUUAUUAAUGUUCAACUUCACCCCAUAUGCUGUUCCCAAGGUGCCAUGAAUGCACCAUCAUCACCCAGAACAGCAGUUGGCUUCUUCCUGAAUUGUGAAACAAUUUUAAAACGGUAGAAGUUGUUUUCCACUUUCUGCUCCUCACUACUGUAUUAGCCUAGCUGCUAGCUCAUUCAUAUUAGCAGCAUGUUUAGCAGAUAGGAAUAUAAACAAACAUUGAUUCCACUGUUGAAAACUUUAACUUUGUUGUUGCUGCAUACUGUAUUUUUUUACAGCAGUAAUUAAUGUUUAAUUGUUUUAGUCCACCACUGAACCACUGCUAUUGUAAUUACAUAGUCCAUGUGAAAGUGGGAGGAAAGUUGUUGCUUUUUUUUAGAUGGCAAAAAGAAUGAUGAAGAAGUGGUGCAUAGUAAAAAAGACAAACAGCACUUUAGUAGAAUUUACUGCCAAGUGCCUAGAAGGAAUAAAGCCAAAUCCUUUUUGUAGGACCAUACUGAAUUCCAUUUUUUCCCUUUGCUUAUUUGCAUCAUGUUGAAUUACAUCAUAUCGCAAGAAAUUGCAGCAUAUCAUAUCAGAUUGCAUUGAUUUGAACUAAAUAAUUAUUGCAUCGCAUCAUGAAGAGGGUGAAUCGUAUGGCCAGAAAAUUCCAUGUAUGGUUAAAGUAUGGUAUCGCUGGGAAUGCAUGGAGAUGUAUAUCGAAUCUUCCUCAGUGCUGAGAUUCCCACCUCUAGUCUGUACGCAUUGGUUCUAUCGUGGAAUGAACGGAGAGAGUGAACCAUCCUGUCAGCCAUUCAGCCUCUUUGUCCCAGUACAUGGAGGCCGGGCUACCGAUCAGCUAGCAUCAAAUGCUAAUAUGAAUGACUGUUCUGAGUUUCAGCUCCAGUGUGGAUGUGCAGCAGAGCCUUCGUCCCACGCUGGGAGUGAAUCGUGGAGGAAAACGAUACAAGCUAAUAUGGUGGCGCUCACAGACCAUGUUGCUGGCUACAUUGCAAAAGUAAUGCGAGAAAAGUGCAAUAUUAGACUGUUGGAUUGGGACACUAAUGAGGUCUAGAUCGACCAGUAGAGCUGCUGUGUCAACCCCGGAGUAACUAAGUAGACAGGCAAGUAUAUAAGUAAGUACAGUAAACCUCGGAUAUA